GCUCCAGCCGCUCGCGCCUCCGCCCGCCCGGUGCCCCUCGCCUUGCACCCAGUCCCGCCAGCCCCGGGACCCGCCCUGCCCGACCCGCUCGGCCACCCGGGAAGAUGCGGCUGCUCCCAGAAUGGCUCCUCUUGCUCUUUGGUCCUUGGCUCCUUAGGAAGGCAGUCAGUGGCCAAAUCUCUGAGUCCGGAAGGCCGCAGUACCUGGAACUGCGCCCCGCCAUGGCCGGAGGGGGCGCCCGCGGCCAGCAGCUCCCGGCACCCGGGUCUUCCGAGGGUCUGGGCGCAACCCGCUCCUGGAGCUGGGCCUGGCCCGCUAACCACACCCGGGCGCUGGCGAAGCCCGGGGCUGUCGGCGGCCUGCCCGCGCCGCGCACUAAGAGGAAGCCAUCCAUUAAAGCGGCCCGCGCCAAGAAGAUUUUCGGCUGGGGGGACUUUUACUUUCGUGUGCAUACCCUCAAGUUCUCUCUGCUGGUGACCGGCAAGAUCGUGGACCAUGUGAACGGCACUUUCAGUGUGUACUUCCGUCACAAUUCGUCCAGCCUGGGUAACCUAAGCGUCAGUAUCGUGCCGCCCUCCAAGCGCGUGGAGUUCGGGGGCGUCUGGCUGCCUGGGCCUGCCCCUCAUCCUCUGCAGUCUACGCUGUCACUAGAGGGGGUACUCCCUGGACUGGGGCCCCCUCUGGGAAUGGCGGGGCAAGGGCUGGGGGGCAACCUUGGGGGCGCACUUGCCGGCCCUCUCGGAGGCGCGCUGGGAGUGCCCGGGGCCAAAGAGUCGCGCGCUUUUAAUUGCCACGUGGAAUACGAGAAGACAAACCGCGCUCGCAAGCACCGCCCGUGCCUGUACGACCCGUCGCAGGUGUGCUUUACUGAGCACACCCAGAGCCAGGCCGCCUGGCUCUGCGCCAAGCCUUUUAAGGUCAUCUGUAUCUUCGUCUCCUUCCUCAGUUUUGACUACAAACUGGUGCAGAAGGUGUGCCCAGACUAUAACUUCCAGAGUGAGCACCCCUACUUUGGAUAACGCCCCUGUCCUGCCCCUCGAGCUUCCCACCAGAUCGCAGCCUCGCUAGGUGGGACCGCCCCUUCCUGUACCCCAUGCUCCUGUGACUGCCCCCACUUCUUCCACUACGGGUAGGGUGGAGGAAAACAGCCUUGCCCAGGACUAUCAGCCAGCGUGGUUCUCCAUUUCCUUGUGGCCCCGAGCGUCCCUGAGGCUGAGGUAGUCUCCUCCAGCGGUAAUUGGAGGGGCAAGAGCGCAGCCUCAGAGUAGGCGGGGCUUGGAGGUUUUCUUAGGGUUCCCUACGAAUACACAUUGGUUCUCCUUUUGCCCACCCCGCAGUUUUAAUGAUUCCUGGCCUGGUACUUUCUUUCCCCAAACGGAGGUCCUAACCCCCCCCUCCCCAAGACCUAAGUGUCUAAAAGCCCUAGGCCACCUAGCCCCCUUCCUUUCUCGCGCCCCACGUCAGCCCCUUCCUUUUCUCCCAAUCUAGCAGAAGCAACAGUCCUGAUCCCGGGCUCGGCCUGGCC
Messenger RNA from Acomys russatus (golden spiny mouse), 1525 nucleotides. It is a transcript of the gene Nxph4, whose product is annotated as neurexophilin 4. Lineage: Eukaryota; Metazoa; Chordata; Mammalia; Rodentia; Muridae. The record is from RefSeq and is a predicted model, not a curated record. The transcript has 2 exons. Gene Ontology annotation, molecular function: signaling receptor binding. Bases 105 to 1019 code for a protein of 304 amino acids.